UGACCCUGCAGACAGGUGGACGAGGGAAAUACAAACCAGAAUCUCCAUUUUCUUCUGAGUUGAUAAACCACAAAACAUCCAUGUGUGAAUGUCCCAGACUGAAACCAUACUCUUUGCUUGAUUAUCUGGGCUGUGGAGAGUGGAGGGAAGACGUAGCCCAAAGAGUUGUUGUUUUUUUUAUCAGAGCCUCCGAUGAGGAGAGAAGUGAGUGAUGAACAGAGAUAGAGGGCUGAGAUGACAGCUGUUUGACGGAGGGACAGCAGGAGGAGGUGCAUACGAGAAUCAUCCAACUUCAAAGACGAGAGGAUGCAUCACGCCAGAGGAACACGCAGCAAGACGUCCAUAUGCUGAGAAUGAGUGAAACUCCGAUAGAGCUUGAGCCUAAGCUAUCAAUCCAGCCACCUACACAGCCAGAGUUUGAGAGGGGGCUCCAGCCCCCACCUCUGUUUCAGCUGCCACCCCCCACCCAGGAUCCCCUUGUGACCCAGCACCGAACCCAGAUCCAUCCUGAGAUACAGCUGUCAGAGUCCGGCCCUGAGCACCGGCCCCAGGCAGUGUCACUGUGGGUGAAACAUCGAAGGCUGCUCCUCCUCUUGUGGGGAUUUUCCUUAUCUGCGGCCUUGUUGGGAUUAAUGUUCUAUAUCCACCAGAAUCUAAAUCGGAGCAGUGAUCAGCCAGGCACUGUGACUCCAUGUCUCUCACCGGCCUGUCAGUGGGCCUCUGCCCGACUGUCCACGUCCACUGAUCCUUUCAAGGAGCCGUGCGACUACUUCUUGUUCACAUGUGGAUCUGACAGACUCACGCAGGACAGUCGGGGGAGACAUAGAAGACAGGGCAUUCCUGGACAUCCACAGAACCAGAAUGGGAAGUCGGCGUGGCCAGAGAGAAAAGGGGAAAGGCCACUGAGAGAGGAGGAGUUGAUGGACAGGAAAACGAUGCUGCUGCAGUAUCUCAGGGAGAUUCUGGAAUCAAAUGACAGAGCCAGCAGUUCAGCCGUGCAGAAGACCAAAAGAUUCUUCCAUUCCUGUUUGGACACAAGAUCUAUAGAGACUGCUGGCGUGGAGCCCUUCCUCACACUGAUCCACAAACUGGGAGGUUGGGCCGUAUCAGGCCAGUGGAAUAAGACAGACUUCAACGCCACCCUGAGCCUGCUGAUGAGAGACUACGCCACCUUUCCAUUCUUCAACCUCUACGUGGGCAGGGACCCUAAAGAAAUGGCCAAUGGGAGGAACAAAAGAUACAUACAGAUCGAUCAGCCGGAUCUGCUGAUCCCGAUUGAAUGGAACAGCAAGAAACAGAAAUCUCGAGCUAAAGCUCAGACAUUACGUCCCUUCAUGGCCACAUGUCAGCGGUACCUGGCUCUUUUGGGGGCCCCUCCCAGCAGCGACAUGAUGCAUGUGGGCAUGUUCAUGUCUCUCUCCUCUGAGCUCGCUGUGAAGGCAACGCCUCUGCAGUAUCGCCUCUCAAAAGGACAGCUCCACCAGCGCAUGUCCAUCAAAGAGCUGCAGAUUCAGGCGCCUGCUAUUGAUUGGUUGGGCUGCCUGCGGGCUGCUUUCCAUCCUCUGCCCCUCAUCGAAGAUGACCACGUCCUUCUGCACAACUUGCCCUACGUGGUGCACAUGUCCCCCAUCAUUGGGAAAUGGCUGAAUAAUUAUGAGCCGAGCAACAGCGCCCCCCUGCAAACCUACAUGGUUCUGAACCUGCUGCACACGCUGAUGCCUGCCAUGGACUCCAGAUUCUCUGAGAGGGUGAACAAUGGGUCUGUGGGUGACGCUGAUGGGACAGCUCCUCGCUGGAGACGCUGCGUGCUGGAGACAGAGCGAGGGUUUGACUCGGUCCUCACUCACCUCCUCAGUGAGAGGACGGCGCACAGAGAGGCAGAGGAGAUGAUUGAGAAUAUCUUUUCCUCCUUCAAGUCCAAAUUACGUGAACUCAAGGGGACGAAUCCAAAGUCUCUGCAGUCUGUUGUGACGAAGGUUCAAUCCUUGAUUCCAAGACUCUGGAUUACAAGUGAGAUGUCUGGAGACGCUGAGCUUGACCGGCUUUUUUCUACGGUGUCGGUGAGCACUCACAGCUUCUUCUCCAACUAUGUCCAGCUUCUGUCCUUGUGGCAGAAGAGGCGCAGAAGACUCUUGUCUGAUCCGAGCGAGCCGCCUGAUGUUCUGUCUGUCACACCACUACUCCUGGGAUCUGAGCUCCUCUUUCCAUUGGGAAUGUUUGUCCCUCCUCUCUUCCAUCCAACCUACCCCAGAGCAAUGAAUUAUGGUGUGGUGGGCUUUCUUAUCGCCAAAGACAUCCUCCACAUGCUUCUGCCUGACAUUUACUCUCAGAGUGAGACGGUGCACGCUGUGGGGGAAUGUGUGUGGACUCACUAUCUCACUGUGACAGAAAAGGCGAGCAGAGGUGGAGCCUUUUCUCUGUCGUCAGCGCAGCUGCAGGAGGUGUGGGUGCAGUACUCUGCACUGCAGAUAGCGUUGCAGGCUUAUCACCAGAGUUUACAGAAACGUCCGGGGGACACGUCCAUCUCAGGUCUCUCACACACUCAUCUGUUCCUCUCAGCUUUCUCUCAGGUUAACUGUGACUUUGACCCCUACCAUGAGUUCAUGCCCCUGGAGCCCUCCUUCUUGAUUAAGGUCAUUUGUGCCAGAUCUCACCUGUGUCCCACAAGCCUUCAGUGUCCCAGUCAAACCCAGCAACACUCAUUACAAACCUGCUGAGGAUCCUCCUCUGAAGACUGGUGGGACUUUAGGGGUUUUGUUGCUCAAUAUUCAGAAUCGUCCGACAAAAUACUGACGUCCAUGUGGUGCUGUAGAGAUCCACCAUUACACUGUGGAUGUUGGCAAACUGUUUUUACAAAGAAAGUUUAUCUGCAAAAAGAACAACCAAAGAAACAGUUUUCAUUUAACCCUUGUAUGUUGUUCGGGUCUGUGGGACCCGUUUUCAAUGUUUGCUAUAAGAAAAAUGCUGCGAUAAAUGAAUUUUUCAACCUGAGUCUAAUUGGCCUUGGCUCAUUUUCUGUGAUGUACAUAUAAAAGAACAUGUUUUCAGUGACUUUACACUAUACACCCCCCCACACAUUUAUAUUGUACAUAUGUGGUGAUCGGAUCCACUGGACCCAGGACUACGUAAAGUGUGAAAUUGUACAUUUCAAGCACCUCUGCUCCCACAUUCCUGCACAUUGUACGUAAAAGUUCUCUGACAGUUUCUGCAUCUCAUAAGGAUUCUGUGGAUUCCCCAUUUGGAUUUGAAAACUCCAGCAAGGAUAAUAACCCCAAAGUAUGCAAAUAAAUGGGUUUGGUCCAUCUCAUUCCAGCUUUCUACGAAAACACGCUGUCCCUCCAAAUAAGUGCAGAAUGAUUUACGUAAUGAAAAGUUCGUAAGAAGGCUUGAUGCCUGCACAUGAGUCACUGCUAUCCGUGUCGGCCAUGGUUGCAUCCCUAUUACAUUGGUAGCCAUGCGAUUUCAUAAUUUUUUGACAACCAUAUGUUAGCUGCUGAUGGCCCGGCUUUGAUUUGGGACUGGCUGCAGAUUAACAUUUUACGUAGCUGGCUGAUGGUCAAUCUCAUCCUCUUCUUCAAACUCACUGUCAGACUCUGAAUUGAUAGAAACAGGAUCUUCAUAUUCUCUAAACUCUUCCCCUUCAUUGUCUUCCAAAGAUUUUCUCUCUUCAAAAAUAAUUUCUCAUGUAGACUGACAUGAUUGUGUUCAAUUUCUAAUUAAGUUCAAUAAAUAGACCUCAAUACUGA
Platichthys flesus (European flounder) is the source of this 3746-nucleotide messenger RNA. RefSeq names its product Kell metallo-endopeptidase (Kell blood group) (gene kel). The transcript is spliced from 18 exons. NCBI's taxonomy places the organism in Eukaryota, Metazoa, Chordata, Actinopteri, Pleuronectiformes, Pleuronectidae. Gene Ontology annotation, cellular component: plasma membrane. Bases 345 to 2717 code for a protein of 790 amino acids. The record is from RefSeq and is a predicted model, not a curated record. Gene Ontology annotation, molecular function: metalloendopeptidase activity. Gene Ontology annotation, biological process: protein processing.